GACUCUUGUGGGAAGGUGAUAGGACCAGACUUCGGAGCGUAUUUAGAGUUUGACCGAGACUCGCAGAUGGAAUGGAAGACUAACGUAAUUACGGUACCGGACCAUGUCAAGAGAUCCAUUUUCAAAUGUAUUGUGCUACUGCGAGGGAUGCCAUCUACCGGAGAAAAACGACAUAUGUCACUGUACUUUCGUUAUUUUACACUGAAAGAAAAGAACUUGAAAACAGUUGAAAAUACAAUUGAAAAUUGUGGGAAAGCGUAUUUAACUAUCUAUAACGGGAAAGACCUGACUGCACCGGAGAAAUACACACUUUGUGGUGGAAGUGCGUUUCCGUCUUUUUUCGAGUUUGAAGGCGGGGAAUUUAUAUCACUUGAAUUUCAUAUCGAUUUCAGGGAUAAUAAAACAAUCCUAGAAAAAAGAAUCGAAUCGCAACCUGGACUGAACUCUACAGCAACCUUAAGUGACCCAUAUCCAUACCCAGAUGUUUUCUUCAGAAUUGACGUAACAUCAUAUAGUUAUGACUGUAAUGGUACUAUUCCCGGCGUGGUGAUGCAGUGUAACGAUAGCCGGCGAUGUCUAGAUGACUCCCUCCGCUGUGACAGCUGGUUAUCAAAGAACUGCCGUUCCAGCCUCCACCCACAAGACAAUUCAGAUGUAGUCACAUACCCGCCUGGAAAUUGUUACAAGAUCCCCACUACUCUUCCAACUACAUCUGUCCCAACACCUUCCCCUCCGCCUCCAGAUCCCACGCCUAUCUACGUCAUCACCAGUGUACUCGUUCUAGCAUUAGUCCUGGUUUGGUGCUGCUGGAGACCCGGUUAUCUGCCCUGGAGAUGUGCACGCUUCCGUAACAUUCCCUGUUGUCGCUCAUGUUUAGCAUGUCGUAACGAAAGUUGCUUGAAAUGUUACAAUGCCACUCUUUCCGGCCCAUUACCCUGGUUUCGAAGCUUGAAUAAAACCUCUCCUUCAUGUAGAAGCAGCAAUCCAGAUUUAGAUGAUGAAAUCGACGGCAGAACUAUAGCAACGACGACUUCAGUAGGCAAGCGUCCUCUGUCGAACAGGGUUUACCCUAUUCAACGAUUUAAUGGGAGACUAGAGAAUGUACCAGACGUCACGGGAGAUGAUCGGAUACGAAAUGUUGAAAUAAACUGGAUUAAACUUCUGACCUAUGAUGGAAGCCAUCUUCGCGGACAUCGAUAGAGUUCACUUCUUGUAUCAGCCAAACUUCUCUUAUCAUAAAUGUUUUCAUAGAUGAGAAUGUUAGAAAUAAAAUAGAAGUCUUAAACUGUAAAUAAAUUAUAUUGGGAACAUUUCUUUUGAGAUAAAUCUCUUGUUGAUCGUAAUCCCUUCCAUUUAUUACGAUUAAAAGUGUUGCUACUUGGAAACGAUGUGUUGGGGCGCUAAAAUUAUUGUAAUGUGAAAUAUAACAAUUAGACUUUUUAGAUUUAUUAUCUAAAAUUAAAGGUUGCGCUCAAACUCGAGUAUAGAUAUUUCUGCACCCGAGUGGUGUCUUUUGUAAGAUGACCGAUCAGUUAUACUCCGUAUAUUUUGCUGUCUUUGGCGUGUUUUUUACAUCACAAGUUCAUUCAGGGAACAUACGCUGUGAGUAUUUUACUUUCACAAAACAUUUUUAAAAAUCAUUUUAACUGUAUGUAUAUAUAUUUCAUCAUACAUUUUCAAAAUUUAGAUUUUGUGACCGACAUUUGUGGGCAGGAAAUAGGACCAGACUUUGGGACCUAUCUUGAAUUUGACAAAGAUGGGAUAUUGGCAACAAAUGGAAAAUUUGCUCCUCCAAGUUUAAUAGGGACACUACUACAAUGCACCGUGACAGUCCGUGGGAUGCCUCCUUCUGGGGAAAAGCGCUUCAUGUCCGUGUACUGGCGAAACUUCCGAUUUAAGGGACCGGAAGUUGACCGCAUAGAAAAAGACCCACAAAAAUGCGGGAAAGCGUAUGUCACACUCUACAAAGGCAAAGGAACUAACAUUGCAGAGAAAGAGACAUUUUGUGGGCGGGGAGCCUUGCCUACACACAUAGAAUGGGAGGGGGAGUACGCCACAUUAUUUUUCUACGUAGACUACCGCACUCCGUCCCCUCCGGAUCCUGACGAUUCCACAAAUUUCACGUAUUCUGAGAUCUUUUUCCGCCUAGACAUCACUUCUUUCGAUUAUGAGUGUAAGGAGACAAAGGAAGGCAUUAGCAUGAUGUGUAACGACAGCAAGCGAUGCCUGGACGACUCCCUGCGCUGUGACUUCUGGUACUCACGAAACUGUCAAUCUCAGUCAUACCCACGGGACAACUCGGAUACUAGCAGAUGGCCCCCUGGAAACUGCUACAAAAUUGCUAAAACAACGACCACCACGCCGUCCCCUCCCCCGCCUCCUACACCUCCUGACUACACGCCCCUGAUUGCUGUUUUGGCUACUGCUUUCAUAUUUGUUUUCUUCUUUUGGUGUUUCUGGCGGCCUGGUUAUAUUUUGUGGCGAGCAGGGCGCCUGCGCAAUCAUCCCUGCAUGAGGGCGUGUGGUACCUGCCUUCCGUGCUCGGUAAUGUGUAUGAGAUGUUGCAGUUGCAGUGCUUGUUGCGCCGGUGGAUAUGAAUCAAGUCCAACCGGAGCUGCAGCUUGGAGCGCACUUCAGCAGCAAGAGUCGGAGCGUCAGAAAUCUUUUGCGAAAGAAGGCAGUUCAUUUAUUGGACUAGCUAGUGGAAGUUCCCAGCGAGAUUCAGAGAAAUUAACCACGCAGAUUUUACCGUGUUUUCCGAAAAGAUCCAAGCCAGAAAAACAAGGUGGAAAAGUGAGACUGAGACAAGCCACUGUAUGUCCUUUACAAUGUACACCUGAGGAUCAAAUGUUCAGUAACAUCGAAGAUAAUGAAACGAGCAAUGAAGACCGAUUGAAAAGCAACAAUCCGGAUAUUCUUGGAAAAAAGACUUCUAGCGUCAUCAACUUUGCCAGUGACUGGGUCAAAUUGUUGACAAGCGACGGCUGUCAUCUGAGAGAACAUAGAUAGAAUAAUAUAGUUGCUAUAAAUAUUUCUGUAUUUUAUAAAGGAAAUGUAUCAUAAAACCAACGUAGAUUUCUGCAAUUUUGCUAUGUACAUCUAUCAAUUUAAUAUUUCCUAUCAAAGGAUAAAUGCUGCUAAUAUGUGUACUUUGUAAUGUUUCGAAAUUAGUGGAAACACUUAAAGGGAGGCCGGAACAUUUGAUGACCUAUUCCUGGUGUAAGGCCUUAUAAUUGCAAAAUACUCUUCCGGGUUUUCAAGACCCUCCAAAUUAAAUUUCCUUGAAAAGUGCUUCCUACAAGUGUUACAACAAAUGUAAAUUCUGAAUCAACGAUUACUUGUAAAUGUCAAGUACUUAUAAUGAGUUGUUGGAGGACCUGUGUACAAAUUGAAAGUUGAAAUAUGUUCU
Ostrea edulis (European flat oyster) is the source of this 3409-nucleotide messenger RNA. RefSeq lists its product as uncharacterized. The record is from RefSeq and is a predicted model, not a curated record. The transcript has 10 exons. Lineage: Eukaryota; Metazoa; Mollusca; Bivalvia; Ostreida; Ostreidae. Bases 1651 to 3009 code for a protein of 452 amino acids.